ACGUCAUACCUCGAUAUAUUUUUGGAUACUAGUAUAUCGAGGUCUGACAUCAUUAUUUCACAAAACUGGAUCUAGCUAAACUCUCAGGCACACCGGCCAGCGCGCUCUCUCUCCCGGGCAAGUCCAGCGAUGUGUCGGCACAGGCACUGAUCUGCGUUCUGCUGAGCACGAUGGCUCAGAGAAAAAUUCCCAUUCAGCCGUUGGACUGAACUGGUACUGUAACACAGUAUGGAUGGUCAAUAUGAAGCAAGCUUCAUCGAAUUCCUCCAAGAGCUCUGUACUCUGUUCUGAUCAUUUUGAAGAUGCUUGCUUUGACAGGACUGGGCAAACGAUUCGUCUAAGACAGGAUGCUGUCCCAACCACAUUUAAUUUGCCGCCUCGUCAUCAGAAGAAUGCACACAAACCAGGGAAACCCUCGAAAGAAAGUCAUUUAGAUUCAGCAAGCAACCUCCCAGAUACUGCAAAGACACCUGUACCAAAGUCUUCAGCACCUUCCCUGGGACUACUACUCAAUGCCAAAAAUCUAAGAGGGAUGGAGACCAGCAGCAUGGCAGCAGGAGCUAAUGUUGGUCGUGAUGAGGCAUAUACCACCAUCAACAAUGCUGCAAUUGCAGUCACCACCACCAAGUCUGCUUCUGUCACUGCCAUCACCAUUGCCACCGCCAUUACCAAGACCACUCCUGACACAAAGCCCCCAAGUCCUCAACUGACCAGAUAUUGCAGCUGGAGAAGGAUAUACCAGGAACUUCAAAGCCAGGGCUUGCCAGUCUCCUACAAUAAGAAAAAUGCCAUGGGCCCAUCUAAUGAACUAGUAGUAGAAUAUUUGGCCACAGUUGUAGAAAUGCAGAGACUAACAUACUGCCACAGGUGAGGUUUUGUCCACAGUUCCAGAAGGACACAAAAUAGUAUCAGAAAGUCAUGCCAGAAUCAACAACUGAAGGGUUUGAAGAGCCAGAUAAAGAGCCUAGAAAUGUGAUUUAAACGUACUUCAAUCACAUGCACAGUAGGAGCAAAAACAGCAGCAAACACACAGGAGAUGUAACACUACAUUGACCAACAGCAACAACUACAGCAGCAUCAACAAUUUCU
Messenger RNA from Lytechinus variegatus (green sea urchin), 1089 nucleotides. Its product is annotated as THAP domain-containing protein 5-like. The record is from RefSeq and is a predicted model, not a curated record. The transcript is spliced from 6 exons. Bases 233 to 871 code for a protein of 212 amino acids. Lineage: Eukaryota; Metazoa; Echinodermata; Echinoidea; Temnopleuroida; Toxopneustidae.